Messenger RNA from Cynocephalus volans (Philippine flying lemur), 2481 nucleotides. It is a transcript of the gene WDR27, whose product is annotated as WD repeat domain 27. Bases 1 to 2481 code for a protein of 826 amino acids. Gene Ontology annotation, molecular function: protein binding. The record is from RefSeq and is a predicted model, not a curated record. The transcript has 23 exons. Lineage: Eukaryota; Metazoa; Chordata; Mammalia; Dermoptera; Cynocephalidae.
AUGGAAAACCCACGGGAGGAUUUUCCCACUCAUGGUGGCUGCGCAAGUGGCACAGUCAUGGAGAAGUUCCUGAUUCACUCCGCGGAGUCCACGUGCCACGUUCAGCUUGCCUGCAGCACGCAGCACUGUGCUUUCCCUCUGCACGGACGCCAGCUGUGCAUAUGGGACACCGAGGGCCCUCCUCAGCAGCUUCUAACCCUACAAGGACACCAUCAGUCAAUUACUGCUGUGGCUUUUGGAAAUAAAGUGAAUCCACUUCUGAUCUGUUCAGCCUCACAGGAUUAUAUCAUAAUGUGGAACCUGGAUGAAUGUAGAGAGAAAAUACUUCAAGGGUUGAUCCCUCGAGGGACUGUCAUGGGCACGCCUCCGGGAAGGGUGCUGUGUUUAAGAUUUAGUCCGGAUGAUCGCGUUGUUGCAGUGUGUGCUGGAAACAAAACACUCGUGCUGGAGAGCCAGAGUCAGUCCGUGCUAGUCGAGCUGGAGGGUCACCUGGGCCCAGUGACUGCAGCUGAAUUUUGUCCUUGGCAAGCAAACAUCAUGAUCUCAGUAUCUGAAGACAGAAGCUUUAAGGUCUGGGACCAUUGUACGGGAUCCUUAAUAUACAGUUCAUCAGUGUUAACAGCAUAUCCUCUCCUCAGCUUGUUCAUUGAUGAAGAAAGCAAGCAGCUUGUCACUGGGUGUGCUGAUGGCCAGCUUUGGGUCUUCAGUUUGAUUGAAACGCAUCAUUAUCGUUGUGUGGCUCGUGUUGACCUAAGGAAAAGGAGCAAGAGUUUCUGCACGACGAGGACCAGGUCUGGGUGGUGCAGCCUCCCAGAUACAGAGAGUCAGCUUCGCUCCACCAAUGACCCGGAGGGAGUCGGAGAGACGGAAGUGGCCUUGCCCGUGCUGGGACUCGCACACUGUCAUCUUUCACCUCUACUCACUCCUGAACGGGGACGUCUUUCUUCUGAGAAUAGCAAAUUCUUGUGGAUCGGAAGCUCAGCUGGUUUGUUCAUACUUAAUCUCGCAAACUUUGAACUGGAAUCUGUUUUACAUUAUAAGGAUUUUCGGAGCCUCAGCAUUCGAGUUGCUGGAUCGUGCGCAGUGAUGAGCAAAGCCACGGAUUGUAAGGCAUUUUGCUUGCUCACGUCCCUGUUCGGAAGUCUGACUGCGGUGCUGGAAAUCGACCUGGCGGCCCUGGUGAGGUCUCAGCAGCGCCUCGGGGUGGGGAGGAGCCUUUCAGUGCUGGCCAGCUCCUGUGUCCUACCAACCUCUCCGCUGUAUUUUGGAAACGUUGAGGAAAAAAGUACCAAGCCUGCUAGUGAAAAGCGAUCUGCUGCGCGGAGCGCCGUAAAGGACCAGCCUCUGGUUUUCCACAGCAGAGUUCGGUCGUCUGGCUACGCAUCGGCACCACGUACAACUAUGUUUUCACCAAAGACCAGCGUCAAGAAUAGUGGUGAAAGAUCCUCGGAACGCAGGAGCAGUCACAGACGGGAGGAAUACCCCCUGGAGAGCGGCCUGCCCACCAGGCUCGGCCGGCAGGUGGCCGUGGCCACAGAGCCGGCUGGGGUGUGCUGCAUGCAGUACUCAGGAGAUGGGCGGUGGUUGGCCUGUGGCCUAGGCAACCAUUUGUCACUAGUCUUUGACGCCAGCCUCACCAGGACACCUGCUGCUUUCUCAGGUCACGACGGAGCAGUGACCGCCAUCUGCUGGAGCCACGAUGGGAGGUGGCUUCUCUCUGCUGCCCGGGACAGGACUCUGAGGGUGUGGUCCGUUCGCAGGACAGAGCUCAUGUUACUUCUGGGCAAAGACAUGUUUUCUAAGCCUGUGCAGUCUGCCCAGUUUUAUUACAUGGACACUUUUAUUUUGCUGUCUUCCGGCCCCGAGUGUCAGCUGCUGAAGUAUCACAUCGACACUUGCAAAGAUGAGAUACAGAGAUAUAAACAGAAGAGCAGGGCGAAGGCUGUUUUCAGGCUGUCUAUGACCGACGCUGUGGACGUGACCAGUUUGUCUGCAGUAAAUGACUUUUAUUCCCACGUCGUGCUCGCCGCUGGCCGCAGCAGGACUGUAGAAGUCUUCGACCUCAAUGCCGGCUGCAGCGCUGCAGUGAUAGCGGAAGCCCAUGCGCGGCCGGUCCAUGAAAUCCGCCAAAAUAAAGGAUCGUCCUUUACGACCCAACAACCCCAGGCUUAUAACCUUUUCCUGACCACGGCCAUUGGUGAUGGGAUAAAGCUGUGGGACCUGAGAACCCUGAGGUGUGAGCGUCGCUUUGAGGGACAUCCAAACCGCUGUCAUCCAUGCGGAAUCGCUGUGAGUCCCUGUGGACGAUUCGUGGCUUGCGGUGCUGAGGACAGACACGCUUACGUGUACGAAAUGGGCUCAAGCACUUAUUCUCACCGGCUGGCGGGACACUCAGACACCGUCACCAGCGUGGCCUUCAACCCAUCCACUCCCCAGGUACAGUUGUCCAGUAUGCAUGGGGGCAUCUCUAUUGCAUACUAG